Messenger RNA from Paramecium octaurelia, 598 nucleotides. NCBI's taxonomy places the organism in Eukaryota, Ciliophora, Oligohymenophorea, Peniculida, Parameciidae. The record is from the annotation of a GenBank genome assembly.
AUGUUAACUCCAACAAGUCAGCACAAUUUUGACAAGCAUUUACAUUUAUCACUUCUAAAACUGCCCAAAUAGGUGUUAGGACAGAAAUUAAAAUAUUGUGAAAUCUAUGGAGUAGUUGAAGUUAAUGAUAUUAAAUAUAAUAAGUUUUUAAAUAAAAUCAAAUUGCAAAAUGCUUUGCAACCAGUAUUGAUGUCAAUUUAGUGUAUCUAGUAUCAUAAUAGAUUAUAAUUUAGCUGGAAUAUCCUCUAAUAACCCAGAAAAGCUAAAUAUUGUAGAAGUAAUGCAUAAAAUAAUCAUUCAAUUAAACUUAGGGUUUGAAAAAAGGAAGCAACUUUAAUAGCAAUAUUUAGUUGCAUGGAAAGCAAUAUAGAAAACUUAAACUAACCUAAGGUUAGUUACUGAGAUCAAAAAAAAUUUUCAAUUGCAAGAAACCUGCUUACUCUUCACAACCAAACUGAAUAUCAAUUUUAUACUUAAUUUAAGUAUUAAUAUAUAAUUACAAUUAAUAGUACAAUAAUACGGACAAAGUUUAAAUCUAAUAAGCAAAAGGAUAGUAGAAUAAAAUGAAAAAAUAUUAAUUAAUUUGUUUUAGAAAUGA